UCGAGUCUCUCAUCUAGCUAUUAUCUAAUCACGGAAUACCCUGCAUGAUUUUCAUCGCAGGAAGUGCCAAGCUUAUUGGCUCUUGCUUUUCAGUUGAUCGGGUAGCUCAGCUUUCCGCUCUCGCUUCAAUUGUAAAUCGGAGAACGGAACCUGCCAAUGCCACCUCGAGCUGGCACCACACAGCCGUGGUGGUCUUUAGGUCAGCUCUUCUUCACCAUCUCUCGUCGCUUCUCUGCUAGGCUGAAUUUCUCCUUCCUAUCUGAAGCUAAGGUGUUGAAUCAUUUGGAUGACGAGUGUGAAGAUUUCUUGCCAUGGUUAGAGAGGAAAGCUGGUGUCCACGUUUCAUCCAAACUUUACAUUGGGAAAUCCUCCUACGGCAGGUCACUAUUUGCUUCUAAAGACAUACUAACUGGGGACUGCAUAUUGAGAGUUCCAUAUAGUGUUCAAAUAGCAUCAGAUAAUCUACUUCCAAAAGUGUCAGCUUUACUAGAUGAUCAAGUUGGGAGUGUUACGAAGGUUGCUAUUGUCCUCUUGGUUGAGCAAAAACUUGGCUGGGAAUCUGAGUGGGCGCAUUAUUUAAGUUGUCUUCCUCAGCUUGAAGAAAUGAAUAGCACGAUAUUCUGGAGCAGAAGUGAGUUGGACAUGAUUUGUCAAAGCUUUGUGUAUCAGGAAACAAUCAAUCAAAAAGCUCAAAUUGAAAAAGAUUUCUUGACAAUUAAGCCAGUAUAUAUAUUUUGUUUCUCGUUGGCUCUUAAGCAAUUCCCUCAUAUUUUAAGGAGUAUCACAAUUAAGGAUUUCAUGCAUGCAUAUGCUUUAGUUAAAUCUCGAGCUUGGGGAAGCACAAAGGGAGUAUCUCUGAUUCCUUUUGCGGAUUUUCUGAACCAUGAUGGGGUUUCUGAAGUAAUUGUGUUAAAUGAUGAAGACAAACUGGUCUCUGAGGUCAUUGCUGAUCGCAAUUAUGCUGCUCAUGAAGAGGUACUGAUCAGAUAUGGAAAAUUUUCAAAUGCUACCUUGCUUUUGGACUUUGGGUUUACACUUCCAUAUAACAUCCAUGACCAGGUUAAGAUCCAGAUUGAUAUACCUCAUCGUGAUUUCUUACGUGAAAUGAAGUUGGAAAUCUUGCAAAAGCAUUAUUUACCAACAAUUGAAGAUGACAAUGGUUUCAAGUCUUCAUGGGAUUCUUUCAUAAUCAAAGAAGUGAAGUCUGCUGAAGGAAAAGGGAAGGGUCUGCCACAGUCACUUCGUGCAUUUGCUCGGGUUCUAUGUUGCACAUCACAUCAAGAUUUAAGUGAUUUGGUCAUCGAAGCCGCACAAAAUGAUGGCCGUUUGGCUAGGCGCCCUUUUAAAAGUAGGAGCAGAGAGAUCCAGGCACAUGAGAUCAUGUUGUCGCAUCUCACUCAACUCAUUGAGGAAUAUGAUACCUCUGUUAAGUCGUUGGGGCAUGCUGAUUCUCCCACCACGUGUAAAAGAUUUGCUCUUCGAAGGCAAAUGGCUCUAGACCUCCUCACUGGUGAGCUUCGUAUCCUUAAAUCUGCUUCGGCAUGGUUGAAGAAUUAUUGUGCAUCCUUGUUACAGCAUGCCGACAUGAAUGAUGCUGCUAGUUAUGAUGGAAGUGUUCAAGAAUGAGCAAGCAAAUAAGAGGAGAAUUUACAUUUGCAAUCAGUUACUUUACAUGAAUCAAUUUAGAACUAGACAUGCGAAAAUCAGGGAAGACCGCAAAUUAUUCAGUUCUGCAUAGGCAUAGCGAUCCUGGAGAACCCAAUUACAAUCAAAGGCACUUGAUCAUCUUGAACAAUUUUGUGAAGCACAUGGAAGGAUUGUUAUUCUAUGCGACAAUGAUCUGUUGUAUGCCAUGUAGAAUUAAAAAUCUGAGAAUUUAUUGUAAAAAAUGUUCAGGUAAUGCAAUUUUCUUAGUGAAAACUUUAUGCCGUA
Hevea brasiliensis (rubber tree) is the source of this 1932-nucleotide messenger RNA. RefSeq lists its product as uncharacterized. The transcript has 15 exons. Gene Ontology annotation, biological process: peptidyl-lysine monomethylation. Lineage: Eukaryota; Viridiplantae; Streptophyta; Magnoliopsida; Malpighiales; Euphorbiaceae. The record is from RefSeq and is a predicted model, not a curated record. Gene Ontology annotation, molecular function: protein-lysine N-methyltransferase activity; protein binding. The coding region runs from base 157 to 1626 and encodes 489 amino acids.